Messenger RNA from Mustela lutreola (European mink), 2008 nucleotides. RefSeq names its product secreted frizzled related protein 2 (gene SFRP2). Gene Ontology annotation, molecular function: Wnt-protein binding. Lineage: Eukaryota; Metazoa; Chordata; Mammalia; Carnivora; Mustelidae. The transcript has 3 exons. The record is from RefSeq and is a predicted model, not a curated record. Bases 290 to 1174 code for a protein of 294 amino acids. Gene Ontology annotation, biological process: canonical Wnt signaling pathway; negative regulation of canonical Wnt signaling pathway; non-canonical Wnt signaling pathway.
AAAGGCCAAGAAAACUCUGGCUGGGCCCCAGCUGCAGUUCACUCUGCUCCCCCUGGGUUGGAGCCCCCCGGAGCUGAGCUCUGGCUUGCCGCACGAAGCCGAGCGGACAGCGUCUCUCCCGCGCAGUCCUGCCUGCGCCAGGCGUCUCCGCGCUCCCGUCGCCCGAUCGCCGGCUUUCCAGGUCCCCGAGCCGCCCAGAGCACAGCCAUCUGGCCGGGACGACCUCAGCGCCGGCUGCCUCCCGCUUCCCCCGCUCCGCUCUCCGCCCCGAAGGGGUCGCGCGCCCACGAUGCCGCAGGGCCCUGGCUCACUGCUGCUGCUCUUCCUCGCCUCGCACUGCUGCUUGGGCUCGGCGCGCGGGCUCUUCUUCGGCCAGCCCGACUUCUCCUACAAGCGCAGCAACUGCAAGCCCAUCCCGGCCAACCUGCAGCUGUGCCAUGGUAUAGAGUACCAGAACAUGCGGCUGCCCAACCUGCUGGGCCACGAGACCAUGAAGGAGGUGCUGGAGCAGGCGGGCGCCUGGAUCCCGCUGGUCAUGAAGCAGUGCCACCCGGACACCAAGAAGUUCCUGUGCUCGCUCUUCGCCCCUGUUUGCCUCGAUGACCUGGACGAAACCAUCCAGCCGUGCCACUCUCUCUGCGUGCAGGUGAAGGACCGCUGCGCUCCAGUCAUGUCCGCCUUCGGCUUCCCCUGGCCGGACAUGCUCGAGUGCGACCGUUUCCCCCAGGACAACGAUCUCUGCAUACCCCUCGCUAGCAGCGACCACGUUCUGCCGGCCACCGAGGAAGCUCCAAAGGUAUGUGAAGCCUGCAAAAAUAAAAAUGAGGAUGACAACGACAUAAUGGAAACUCUUUGUAAAAAUGAUUUUGCACUGAAAAUAAAAGUGAAGGAGAUAACCUACAUCAACAGAGAUACCAAAAUCAUCCUGGAGACCAAGAGCAAGACCAUUUACAAACUGAAUGGUGUGUCUGAAAGGGACCUGAAGAAAUCGGUGCUGUGGCUCAAAGACAGCUUGCAGUGCACCUGCGAGGAGAUGAACGACAUCAAUGCGCCCUAUCUGGUCAUGGGACAGAAGCUGGGUGGGGAGCUGGUGAUCACCUCUGUGAAGCGGUGGCAGAAGGGGCAGAGGGAGUUCAAGCGCAUCUCCCGCAGCAUCCGCAAGCUGCAGUGCUAGUCUGCCCCCCAGGCUAGCUCCGGGGGUGCCCAGGAGACCCUCUCUGCUCUGGGUCCUCAGCUCUCAUUUCCCAAGCACAGGCCCUGUGGCUCCAGGCCUCAGCCUGGAGCAGCUUCCCUUGCCUUUUUGCACGUUUGCACCCCCAGCCUCUCCUGACUUACACGGCCUUAGGAGGCCUUGGGCAUGGAUAGCUGUUUUCACAUACAGGAAAACCCACCCAGAUCUUGUAGAAAUGUUCAAACUAAUAAAAUCAUGAAUAUUUUUAUGAAGUUUUUAAAUAGCUCACUUUAGUUUUGAAGAGGUACAACUGUGACUUGGGUCUGAUUUUUUUUGUCUGUUUUUCUGUUUGGUUUGGGUCAACCGAUUUUCACUUUCCACUGUUGUUGCCAUAACGUGCAAAUGGCUUCAUUCUUCUAUGUGCCCCAACUGUUGUGGGUCACAAACCUCCUUGAGAUAAAGCUGGCUGUUAUCUCGACAUCUCUCAGCUCCACCCUGAGACUGAGAACCUAAGCCUUAUAAUAAUUCACCUGUCAUUUUAAAUCCUGCAUUUCUGGGUAGAGUACUUCCAUUCAUCAAAAGCACAUUAACCAUCAUAGCAGGAGUUCUUUGGCUAAAGGGCAAAACAGACAGAUUUUAUAAUUCACCUGAGUACUUUAAGCUUUGUUUAAAACAUUUUUUUACUUAAUUUUGCAAAUUAAACCAUUGUAGCUUACCUGUAAUAUACAUAGUAGUUGACCUUAAAAAGUUGUAAAAAUAUUGCUUUAACCAACACUGUAAAUAUUUCAGAUAAACAUUAUAUUCUUGUAUAUAAACUUUACAUCCUGUUUUACCUAC